AUUACAUUAUCAUUGAGACCUUCUGUGGUGUCAGGCUUCAGAGGGCAGCAGCCUUCUCUUAGAGAUAGCUUGGGCUCUUAGGAUGUUCAAGAUUUAUUUGUCUCUUGAAGCUUGCUGGAUUCUCCACUACAGAUGAUCUCAUAUUCUCAGGAAGGCAGCAGGUUGGCAUUUUGAAGGGACAAGCAUGGAAGAAAAUACAGAGGGUCAUGGUCUUGCAGAGGGCAAGAUUUUGUUUACCUGGAUGAUUUUGUUUGUGACAUUAGUUUUGUUGCCUUCGGUGUUUCGAGUGUCAUUGGGGAUUUCUCAUUUCUAUGUGAGAAUUCUAAUAACAAUGUUAGAGUGGGCCACCCUGCAGAUUGAGGAGGGAGUAAAAAAGCAGAAGGCGAUGGCACUUGAAAAUUUAAUCUCCACUGGGAUCAUCCAGAGAGAAGAAAUCUCCAUGGAAGAGGAGCUUGCUGGCCAGCGCAGAGGAUGCUUCAACCUUGCUGAUGUUAUGUACUUCUUCAAGAAGGGGUGUGAGGCAGUUGCAGAAGAUGAAGUCACCCAGCGGUUCUCCUCUGAGGAGCUGGUGUCCUGGAACCUCCUCAGCAGAACCAAUGCUAACUUGCACCAUGUCAGCUGGCAACUGACUGUUGUGUGGGUCUUUGGGAUCCUAAUUCGGUACUGUCUCCUGAUGCCUUUUCGCAUCUGCUUGGGUAUUUUCACCAUCCUCUUGCUGCUAUCAGCCACUACGGUAGUAGGACAGUUUCCUAAUGGGAGAGUUAAACACUGGCUGGGCAACCAGGUUCAGAUGAUGUGUGCCACAUUAGGUAUCCGAUGUCUGGCUGGCCUUGUUCAUUUCCACAACAGAGAAAACCGACCGCAGGAAGGUGGCAUCUGUGUAGCCAACCACACAUCUCCGUUAGAUGUUCUAAUCCUGGCCAGUGAUGGAUGCUAUUCCCUGGUUGGCCAGGCACACGGAGGGCUUAUGGGACUUAUUCAAAAAUCUUGCAUGCAAGCCACUCAGCACGUUUUGUUUGAACGCUCAGAAAUGAAAGACCGUCAUCUGGUGAGGAAAAAAAUUAGAGAACACAUUGCAGAUAAGGCCAAAUUACCCAUUUUAAUUUUCCCAGAAGGUACCUGCAUAAACAACACAUCUGUAAUGAUGUUUAAGAAGGGGAGCUUUGAGGUAGGAGGGACCAUCCAUCCGGUAGCAAUCAAGUAUGACCCCCGCUUUGGAGAUGCAUUCUGGAACAGUACAAAGCAUUCCAUUGUGACCUAUAUUUUUAAUAUGUUCACCAGCUGGGCUAUUGUCUGUAAUGUGUGGUACCUGCCACCAAUGGUCAAAGAGGAAGAAGAAGAUGCUGUUCACUUUGCCAACAGAGUCAAAGCUGUCAUUGCUGCUCGGGCAGGAAUGUCUGUUCUUCCUUGGGAUGGAGGACUGAAAAGGAAAAAGAUCAAAGAGUCUUUCAAGGAAGAGCAACAGAAAAAAUAUUGCAAGUUAGUAAUAGAAAAUGGAUCUGUGGGAAAUGGAAAUGUUUGUUAAAUGGUAUUUAUUUUAUGUCAUUUUUUAAAUUACUUAAUCUCUACCAGAAAAUGGGCCUUUUUUUACAUUAAACCUGACAUGUUCUCUUUCUGUCCCUGUAAGAUAUUUUGCAUAUGACACAGCAGGGAAACCAUAAAGAGCUAAUAUUUUGUAUUAAACAAAGAUAUCAUUUAUGUAAGUAGGAAGAUUUACAAUAUACCAGUAAAAUUCUUAGUGAUGAGGAAUGAGAAGAAUCUGCAAUAAAUUAUUAUGUUCAUUAAACCACCUUUUUAAAAUCUUUGCAUGAUACUGAAGGCUUAAAUAGUAACUUCUGAACUUGAAAUAAAACACCUCUGUACUUGGAUUGGCAGUUUUCCUGUGAGCCACAGUCAGUGUGGUGCUGUAGAGGCAGUUCUCUUGAUGUUAGAAGAUAUUAAGAUAAUAAGCAGUUCACCAAAAUACGUUUUUCAAAUUGCAAGUUGAAAAGAAGUGUUGGAUGUCAAAGCGAAAGAGGCAGCCACUGACUUUACCCUCCAUGUCACAAGACCAGGGAUGGAAGCUGUUGCGGAAUGGGUGGUUGCCUUAUGCCAGUGAACAAGACGUGUUAGAGAUACCCUCCCACACAGGAGGUUCAAGAAGGACCCCCUUGCUUUCCCACACAGGAGGUUCAAGAAGGAUCCCCUUGCUUUCCAGCUGAUCCUCAGGUACUAGAGGGGCUGGGUGCAGCUGGAUCCAAUCCUAGUCUCAAGCUGGGUCAACGGUUUAUGUCUAAAAGGACUGUGUAGUGCUUGCACCUUCUUGUCCAAAUUUGUCCCACAUGCCAACCAGUUUUACUGUCACGUUACAAGGGGAGUUUCUGAUUUUGCUGUAUUCCUUCCUGUGUCUGUUUGUAUGCAUUACACAAAUUAAAGAAAAUCUGUGACCUGA
Molecule: messenger RNA, 2431 nt
Organism: Strigops habroptila (Kakapo)
Lineage: Eukaryota; Metazoa; Chordata; Aves; Psittaciformes; Psittacidae
Product: glycerol-3-phosphate acyltransferase 3-like
Exons: 12
Coding region: 185-1525 (446 amino acids)
Biological process (GO): triglyceride biosynthetic process
Cellular component (GO): endoplasmic reticulum
Molecular function (GO): glycerol-3-phosphate O-acyltransferase activity
Source: RefSeq, a predicted model, not a curated record